UCAACAGUAGCCACUCGUGUAAAUGUUUCAGACAAGGAAGAUCGCAUCGUGGUUGUCUGAGAAGAUGUCCAGAGAUGGGCACGCAGUGGCACUGCUGACGGGAGAGCUGACGGUAGAGCAGAGGAUUGCGGUUCUAGAUCGCUUCCGGGAAGGCAUCGAGAAGGUGCUGAUCACCACCAACGUGCUCGCCAGGGGUAUCGACGUCGAGCAGGUGACUAUUGUGGUGAACUUCGAUCUGCCAGUGCUGGUGAACCGGCGGGCAGAUUGCGAGACGUACCUCCACAGGAUCGGCCGGACAGGUCGCUUCGGCAAGGCUGGCAUUGCUAUCAACCUGGUUGACGGACAGGAGGCGAUGGGGCUGCUGCGGCAGAUCGAGGAGCACUUCG
Schistocerca piceifrons (Central American locust) is the source of this 386-nucleotide messenger RNA. RefSeq names its product DEAD-box helicase Dbp80-like. Gene Ontology annotation, cellular component: nucleus; cytoplasmic stress granule. Gene Ontology annotation, molecular function: RNA binding; RNA helicase activity. The annotation marks the transcript as partial. Gene Ontology annotation, biological process: poly(A)+ mRNA export from nucleus. Lineage: Eukaryota; Metazoa; Arthropoda; Insecta; Orthoptera; Acrididae. The transcript has 2 exons. The record is from RefSeq and is a predicted model, not a curated record.